Anopheles maculipalpis is the source of this 1803-nucleotide messenger RNA. RefSeq lists its product as uncharacterized. Gene Ontology annotation, biological process: fatty-acyl-CoA biosynthetic process; long-chain fatty acid metabolic process. Lineage: Eukaryota; Metazoa; Arthropoda; Insecta; Diptera; Culicidae. Gene Ontology annotation, molecular function: long-chain fatty acid-CoA ligase activity. The record is from RefSeq and is a predicted model, not a curated record. The transcript has 6 exons. Bases 1 to 1779 code for a protein of 592 amino acids. Gene Ontology annotation, cellular component: mitochondrion.
AUGUGGAUGGGACGAUGUGCACGACUUGCGGCCCGUGCCGGUUGCUUGUUGGAAAAUCAGGCAGCUUUUCCUCAGCGCGCAGCCCUACUGAGCACCAUGCGGCAGGUGAAAUUUCUCGAGGACACAAUCUUCCCGCCGGAGAAUGGGUUGGAGCAGAACUCACUGUACGGCAAUAACAUUCCGAUACCGCAAGUUACGCUGGACCGGUACCUGUGGGAUCAGUUCAGCAAUUGGACCAACAAGACUGCUGUGGUUUGCGGCAUUACUGGACGUAGCUAUACCUAUGGAACGUUGCGCGAUCAUUGUGCGGCUCUUGCGAUUCGAUUGCAGCGCAAGCUGAAGCUCACAUCCAGCAAUACGCUUGCGAUUUGCCUGCCCAACAUUCCAGAGUUCCCGCUCGUCACGUUCGGUGCUAUCGAGGCUGGUCUGAUUGUGACGACCAUUAAUCCGAUCUACACGGCAGAGGAAAUUUCUCGACAGCUCGUGGACAGUGAUGCCAAGAUUCUGAUCGGGCUGGCUUCCAACUAUGCAGUAUUAAAAGAGGCAGCCGAGCAGGCCAAACGUGACAUACCGAUCGUCUGCAUCCGGUGCACUAACGACGAAAGUCUUCCAGACGGUGCUAUCGACUUUUUCGAGCUUUCGAACCCGAAAGGUAUUCACUAUAGUGAGCUGCGCCAACAUGACCGCACGGCAGAUGAUGUCGUCUUUCUGCCGUACUCCUCCGGCACUACCGGUCUCCCGAAAGGUGUCGAGCUGACGCAUCUGAACAUUGUGGCCAACAGUGAGAUGCUUGGUGUGAAGGCUGGCAAUGGAACGGUCGUGUUACCGACGACGGAUACCUUCCAGGAUGUGCUGCCGUGUGUGCUUCCGUUCUUCCACAUUUACGGGUUGACGGUGACGAUGAUCUCGAAGCUGCAGCUGGGCUGUAAGCUGGUAACGUUGCCCAACUUCAAACCCGACACGUUCCUAAAUGCUCUUGCCGAACACAAGGGCUCGGUGCUGCAUCUCGUACCCCCGAUAAUCAUUUUCCUUGGACACCACGAAGGCGUUAAACCAAAGCACACGGAAUCGAUCCGGAACGUAUUUUCCGGUGCCGCCCCCAUGGGAACUCCGGACGCGGAACGUUUCACAGCCCGAGCUCCACACGCCGAAUUCAUUCAGGGUUACGGAUUAACCGAAACGGCACCUGUUGUGAUGAUGGGAGCGCUUGGUUCUCGAAAUUACGCCUCAGUCGGAUCACCCUGUCCGCGCACACAGGCGAAGAUUGUCGAUUUGAAUGAUCCCACCAAUACUGCUCUCGGUCCAAACAUGUCCGGUGAGUUGUUGGUGCGCGGCCCACAAGUGAUGAAGGGCUACCACAACAAUCGCAAGGCAACGGAGGAUAUGAUCAUCGAGGGUGGUUGGUUGCGUACCGGUGAUAUCGCGCACUACGAUGACAAUCUGCAGUUCUACAUCACCGACCGGCUGAAGGAACUGAUCAAGGUGAAGGGCUUCCAGGUGCCACCGGCUGAGUUGGAGGAGCUGUUGCGCUCGCACGAAUCGGUCGUUGAUGCGGCCGUCGUUGGUAUGCCGCAUCCAGUCGCUGGUGAGGUACCGCGUGCGUUCGUUGUCGCCAAACCGGGCUCCCGGGUAACGGAAGACGAGCUGAAGGCGUUCAUCGCGGAAAAGGUGGCCGUGUACAAGCGGCUCGAUGGAGGUGUUACCUUCCUGGACAGUAUUCCAAAGAACGCAUCGGGCAAGAUCUUGCGGCGGCAGAUUAAGCUGGAGCACUGCUCUUAGGACAGUUUCCGCUGAGCGAUGGUG